This is a messenger RNA of Vitis vinifera (wine grape), 1418 nucleotides long. RefSeq lists its product as uncharacterized. The transcript is spliced from 2 exons. The coding region runs from base 389 to 1291 and encodes 300 amino acids. Lineage: Eukaryota; Viridiplantae; Streptophyta; Magnoliopsida; Vitales; Vitaceae. The record is from RefSeq and is a predicted model, not a curated record.
AGGGAAUGAAAGAAGCAACAGUGUGAAAGGUGAGUGAGUGAGAGUGAAAUUCUUGUCCGUUUCCCCAAACUUUGCCCAACAUUCACUACCCUUUAUUUAUAUUCCGCAACUAUGCCCAUAGCUCCCUUGUCCUUUCCUUAACACUGUUGAUUCCUGGGACUUUGAUAGCGGGCAUCACAAAUACCCAUCUCCCUUUCCCAUCAAGCCAAGCCCUUACUUGAGUCCACCACCAGAUUCUUUCCGGGCCAUCUGGAACACGGCAUGGGGUUCUUCACUUCUCUUUUGAUUUCCGUUCGGAGCAUUGAUGCUGCAGCAGCAGAAGAGGGGGCCAAAUUGUGAUUCAGUGUGCUGAGAAACAGGGAGAUCUUGGGUUUUUCCUCGUGUCAGUAUGAGAGACUUCCCAUCUUGUUUUGGUGAAAAUGGGGUUCAAGUAGCUGAUUCUACUUCUUCAGGUGUCUCUAGGAGUACUGCUCAAAAUUUGGUUACAUGCGUCUAUUCAUGUAAAUUAGGAGGCAAAUCUUGCUUGAUCAUAAUUACAUGGAGCAAAAAUCUGGUGGGUCAGUGCCUUAGUGUUGAAAUCGAUGAUUGGAUGAAUCAGUGUCUCUGUAAAUUUGACAUAAAGCCAUGGUUGUUCGCCAAAAGAAAAGGGUCUAAGAGUUUUGAGAUUAAUUCUAUUCAAGUCGACACAUAUUGGGAUCUCUCUUUGGCAAAAUUCGGAUCUGGGCCUGAGCCAUUGGAGGGCUUCUAUUUGGCAGUGGUGUUUAAUGGAGAGAUGGUUCUACUUCUCGGGGAUAUGAGGAAAGAAGCAUUCAAAAAGACUAAUGCCACACCUGGUUUUUACAAUGCCAUCUUCGUUAGCAAGAAGGAACACAUUUUUGGAAAGAAGUUGUAUGGCACUAAGGCUCAAUUUUGGGACAAUGGCCAGAAUCAUAAUCUAUCAAUUGAGUGUGACACAGUUGGUACAGACGACCCCUUCCUCGCCAUCCGCAUAGAUAGUAAGAUGGUUAUGCAGGUGAAGCACCUCCGAUGGAAGUUUCGGGGAAAUCAGACCAUCUUAAUCGAUGGGCUCCCGGUAGAAGUUUUCUGGGAUGUCCAUAAUUGGCUGUUUGGUCCAAGUGUCGGAAAUGCAGUUUUCAUGUUCCAAACUUGCUCCUCAGCUGAGAAGUUGUGGUCAAGCCAACCAUUCUUUGAUUCCUCUGCCUUGCUUUCGCCUUGCUCACAGAAUUUCAGGGAGUUUAAAUUACAAGGUCUUGGUUUUUCACUGAUUUUGUAUGCUUGGAAGAAUGAGUAGAUGUAUGUUGUUUCUCAGUUGAGUGCAAAACUAAUAUUUCUGAGUGAAGAUUUUAUAAAUGACAUGCUUGAAUUACAUGGACUCUUGUAUAUAAGCAGGUAUGGUAGAGCAACUCCUCUUUUGCCCA